UCCCUCCCACGGAACCGACUGCGGACAGCUGCGUUUGCUUUCCGCCUGGCCUGCCGCUCACCAUGCUGCCCCCGGGGGCGCUCCGCCGGCCCCUCGCCGCCGCCGCCCGCCUGGCCCAGGCCCGGGCCCGGGCCCGCCCUCAGGCACUCGCAUCCCUUGCUACAGGGCCCAGACAAAAUAAUAGCAUUUUCUAUGAAAUUCGCACAUAUGAUAUUAAGCCAUCAAAGAUGAAGGAGUUUGUGGAAAUGGUCAACAAGUACUUUCACCUUCGCACAGCUCACUCAGAGCUGGUGGGAUUCUGGUCUGCAGAGCUGGGAGCAAUGAAUAAGGUUAUCCACGUUUGGAAGUACGAUAAUUUUGCCCACAGAACAGCAGUCCGGCAUGCACUAGCCAAUGACAAAGACUGGCAGGGAAAAUUCAUUUCCGCAGCUCUCCCCUUGAUAGAAAAACAGCACAAUGAGAUUGCUUAUCUGGUACCCUGGUGUCAACUUGGGAAGCCUCCAAAAGAAGGGGGAGUAUAUGAAUGGGUUACUUUCCAGAUGAAGCCUGGUGGGCCAGCAUUGUGGGGUGAAGCAUUUCGAGCUGCAAUCAAUGCUCACAUCAACACAGGCUACACCAAGCUGAUCAGUGUUUUCCACACAGAGUAUGGAUUACUUAACACAGUCCAUGUGAUCUGGUGGAACGAGAGCCCAGAUCACCGGGCAGCAGGAAGGCACAGUGCCCAUGAAGAUGCCAGAGUCGUAGCAGCUGUGCGGGACAGCGUCAGAUUCUUGGAGUCCCAGCAAAAUGUGCUCCUGGUUCCUCUGCAGUGCUCACCGCUGAAGUAACCUUAUUCUAAAGGUUAUGUAACUGAUAGCAGAAAGGACGAGAAGUGCUGUCAGCAAGUGCCAUCGCAUGGAUCAUACUCUCAUGAACUGAGUUGACUGUUCUUCAGUUUACAAUAAAUGUAUGCAAAAUGCUGAUCACUAGCAAUGUACAUCUGUAAAACUUUGCACCAACAGCAAUUUUUAAACAGAAGUUUAUGGUGAUGUCCCUACAUAACCAGGAAAAAGAACUUGACCCAUAGCACUUAUGGCAUGAACCACACUUCACCUAUCUUUUAUUUUAACCCCAUAGUUCUUAAUGCGUUUCUGCAUACCUAGGCCAUUUAUCAAACCUAGCAAGCGCUCUUUUCCAACACUAGAGCUCAGGGCUGUUACAAUUUUCGUAACAUACUUUGGUGCCUCUUGUAAUUAUCACACCUUGGCUAUUGCAUACUGGUCUAAGAAGGAAUGCCCUCAUGUACUUGUUACCCAGUCAUGUUUUAAUCAGACUUCUCAUUGAGAUGCUUUGUAUUAAUUCUGAGUAAUGUAAAGCAUCAGUGUGGCUGGAUUUGCCCCUAGGAGGUACUGCAGUGAAGCUGGUCAGAUGGUGGGUCCCAAUAAACUCUGCCACAAGAAGAGCAUCUUGUUAUAGUUCACUUCAGCCUUUCCUUUUUUGUUCAGUAAACACUUCCCCAAAACUGUGUAUUACACACCUAAUGCUUUGCCUUAGGUAUUUUAAUAUUUGAAAUUGAUUAGCCCUUCUUGUUCAGCGGUAUAGCCAAACUCAGCUGAUCUACACACGCUCACAUUCUUUGAAAUACUUUUUGCCAGACUGUUAAAAGCCAAAUAAAUUUGGAUAAAGCA
Molecule: messenger RNA, 1667 nt
Organism: Grus americana (Whooping crane)
Lineage: Eukaryota; Metazoa; Chordata; Aves; Gruiformes; Gruidae
Gene: NIPSNAP3A
Product: nipsnap homolog 3A
Exons: 6
Coding region: 63-827 (254 amino acids)
Cellular component (GO): mitochondrion
Source: RefSeq, a predicted model, not a curated record